Bufo gargarizans (Asiatic toad) is the source of this 1415-nucleotide messenger RNA. RefSeq names its product ras-related and estrogen-regulated growth inhibitor-like protein. Lineage: Eukaryota; Metazoa; Chordata; Amphibia; Anura; Bufonidae. The transcript has 4 exons. Gene Ontology annotation, molecular function: GTP binding; GTPase activity. Bases 8 to 658 code for a protein of 216 amino acids. The record is from RefSeq and is a predicted model, not a curated record.
ACUACAAAUGGUGGUUCACAUCCACAGCACCAAGAUGAGCGACAGCGGCCACCAGCAGCACAAGGUGGAGGCCAACAUCCUGGUCCUAGGAGCCGAGAACGUGGGCAAAUCAGCUCUGACGGUUCGCUUCCUGACACGCAGGUUCAUUGGAGAAUAUGUUGGCACAGAGUCCAUCUACACCCACAACAUCAUGGUGGACGGAAGAGAGACCUGCUUCUGCAUCUGGGAUUCUGUCUGUCCUCAGAACCCGAGCCCUCAGACGUGCGUCAGCGAGGAGCAGCUGCGCUGGGCGGACGGUUUCAUUCUUGUCUACAGCAUCUGUGACCGCGACAGCUUCAAUGUGGUGCGACAGCAGCUCCAGAGAAUCCGCCAUCUGAAGAAGCGUCGCGGCUCCUCGCCCAUCAUCAUAGUGGGUAACAAGCGGGAUCUCCAGCACCAUCGGGAGGUCUCCAGCGAGGAGGGUCGCCUGCUCGCCAUUUCUUCAGACUGUGACUUCUUUGAGAUCUCGGCGGCGGAGACUUAUCACGGCUCCUUGGUGGUCUUCCAUCAGCUGCUGGAGACAGUGAGGGAGAACCGGAGCUCCAUCAAGAAGAAUGCGGGCAUCAAGGGCAUCGUGAGGAGCAUGUCAGCCGUCUUUGGGAGAAGAAGAAUUGAGUGAGGUCGCUGAAGAACCUCGGGUCUGUGACCCCUCACUAGACUCUUAGAGACUGAGUCCGAGCUGGGAUGCAGUGGAGUUUGGUGCUCAACCAUGGACCAUUCACUGGGUAUUGCUGGACUAAAUGCUUCCACCAUGGGCACUAAUGUCUACACCUGGUGGAGUGGUCACCGGUGACUGGUGCACCCCCUCGUGCCAUAGCAGAACUUGGGCUCGGUGGAAUCCAGACUAUUAUGCAACCAUGUGGUAGCCCAUGUGCCUACAGAGGUGCCAUCCCAAUCCCACAAUGCUCUGGGAGAGGACUAUAAAGGGCUAGCUUUGGUUUAUUACUGUUAGUUUAGGAGUGUUAUUUGCACUACGUGGGAGAAUGGGUCACAAUAUGGCGGCAUUCUUCCCAGCCUUCUGAACUGCUCCUACAACAGGGGGGUAGAGAUUUGUAAAAUGUGGUACAGGGUAUAUAAGCCAAGCCUAUGAUUUUCCUUGGAGCUAGUGAUGGAGCACCUGUGUCUCUAGCUUCUAAGGAAUUCAUAAGGAAACUGAGAUUUUGGCGCGUAUGUUACGGGCGUUCUCAAAAUUGCACAUUGGAUUGUUAAUUCUUUGCAUUUGUAGCUGCUCUUCCCAGUGUGGAGGCUGUAAAUAUUUAUGUAUAUAUGUAUGUAUAUAGCUGUAUAUAUGAAUAUAACUUAUACGAGGGGGGGUGGAGCCAUUGUUUACAUGAACAUAUUUAUUUUUUACACUUUUUUUUUUUUUGCAAAUAAAA